GCCAUAAAGGACCAGUGUCCAGAGCUGCCAUCAGUCAGAAGGCAAGAUGGGCACGACUCGGGCAGCCCAGAUGGGGCGAGGGCAGCGUUGCCCCCUCACUCUGAAGGUGCUGCUGUUGGUUGCUCUCCUCCUGCCAGGAACCCUGGCUAAGAGCAUCCGGGCCUUCCCUGAUCCCUGUAAGGACCCCACCAGAAUCAUCACUCCCAAUGACCCCUGUAUCACAGGGAGUAGUGGCUCCAGUGGCUCCAGUGGCUCCAGCGGCUCCAGCGGCUCCAGUGGCUCUAGUGGCUCUAGUGGCUCCAGUGGCUCCAGCGGCUCCAGCGGCUCCAGUGGCUCCAGCGGCUCCAGUGGCUCCAGCGGCUCCAGUGGCUCCAGUGGCUCCAGUGGUGGUUCUGGUAGUACCAGUUACCAUGUCUCCAGUGGUUCCAGUGGUUCCAGUGGCUCCAGUGGCUCCAGUGGUGGUUCUAUUAGCUAUAGCUCCAGUGGCUCCAGUGGUUCUAGCGGUUCCAAUGGUUUUAGUAGUUUCCACAGCUCUAGUGGUGAUUCUAGUAGCUCCAAUGGUGGUUCUAGCAGCACCAGUUACCAGGUCUUCAGUGGUUCCAGUGGCUCCAGUGGUUCCAGUGGCUCCAGUGGUUCCAGUGGCUCCAGUGGUUCCAGUGGCUCCAGUAGUUCCGUUGGAUCCUGGUCCUCCCAGUAUAGUUCCUCUUACUCUGGCACUGGUGGCAACUCCCAUGUGUCUAUCUCUGGUCUGAAACCCUGUGGUCCAGACAAUCCAUAUUCACAUUGUAGUGGAGCUCCUCUCCCAUCCUCCAGCUCCAGUUCCCACUCUAUAUCAGGAGGCCAUAAGCCAGUAGUGGUGGUGGUAGAGCAGCAUGGUUCUGGUGGCAACCGGGUUGUGGGGGGCUCUCCAUGCAGCAAUGGGGGGGCUCCUGGGAGCAAACCCUGCUCCCCUAUCACCUCCUCCAACUCCUAUGGUAGCUAUGAAGUGGUAGGUGGGUCCUCUAACAGUUACCUGGUCCCAGGAAUGACCUAUAGUAAGGGUAAGAUCUAUCCUGUUGGCUACUUCUCUAAGGAGAACCCCCCCAAGGGUUCCCCAGGUGUUCCCAACUUUGCUGCUGGACCCCCUAUUUCUGAGGGGAAAUAUUUCUCCAGCAACCCCUUCAUCUCCAGCCAUGGUUCCAGUGUUUCUUACCAGUCAGGAAGCUCUUCUCCAAUUAUUAUUUACCGGCCUGUGGGUACUGGUGGUGUCCAGACUGGGACCUCUGUGCUUAAGCCUUGUGGAUCUGGUUCCCAAAUCUCAGUGGGUCCCUGCUCCUCCUCCUCCAUCUCUGUGUCACAGAGUAGCUCUAGUGGGUCCAGCAAUUUAAUUAAUUCCCAACCCUGUGGGUCUGGUUACCAAGGCUCCAAAGGGCCUUGCUCCUCCUCUGGCUCUAACUCCCUUAGUAGUUCCAAUGUGAUUUUCAAACCUUGUGGGAGUAGCUCCUCCUCUUCUGGCAAUCCUUGUGGGUCUCUGUCCUCUUCUUCCUUUGGAUCUGGUGUGAGUCAGGGAUCCUCUCAAAUAGAUGUUUCAGCAGGGGCCAAGCCCUGUGGUCCUAGCACCAUCCCCUGCCGUUCCAUUCGUGACCUCCUAACCCAAGUGAAGCCACUGGGGCCACAGUUGGUUGACCCUGAGGUUUUCUUGCCCCAAGGAGAGCCCCUUAAGAGUUCCUGAACAAUCACACACACACACACACACACACACACACACACACACACACACACAAAUGCUCUUCUGCCAUCACCUUGGGAUGAUGGAAAAAGCUCCAAUGGGAUAAAGAUCCCAGAAUGGGGCUGGCUCCAUUUCCUAUCUCUAACUCAAGAGAGAUCCUCAUUCUAAAAUGGACAAAUCUCUGAAUCAACUUGGUGAUGAUGCCCCUUGCUCCCCAAAAGCCCACCCUAUAUAUUUGCCAUAGACAAUGAAUUUCUUCCUCUAGCACUCUUCCAACCAAAAAGAUUCUGUUAGAUAAUUAAUGAAGCAUCUUCUUAGACAAUUAACUUAUCCACUCCCUCCUUACCAUAUACACAUAUCCAAGAGAGGUUCUAGUCAGGUGACUCUCUGCAAAGUGGUGGCAUUUAUCUUCUUAAUACAAAUACCUCUCCUACCACCCUCACUUCUCGACUUCUUUUCAAUAUGGUCAAGCCCAAUUUGUUGCUUGCAUGUCUUGUUCUACUGCUUUGGACCUUAAAGAGGUAGAAUUACUUUAUUACUUUGACAAUGAACUAAAUAGUCCAUGCUCCUGAGGUAGCUGUUGGAGCUCAAAUGCUCCCACAAGCAAUCACUCCUGCCCCCAGUUCCCCAGCCUACUCCCUAACUAAAUCCCUUUUCCUCAGAAUAUAGAAAUGUUCUGGAGAGGAACUGGGGCAUCUUCAGACAAUUAAGUGAGUUCCCCACUCUUUCUGGAGCAUGGAGUGGAUGGUAGAUCAAUAAAACAUAUACCAGAUCCCA
Monodelphis domestica (gray short-tailed opossum) is the source of this 2485-nucleotide messenger RNA. It is a transcript of the gene CDSN, whose product is annotated as corneodesmosin. NCBI's taxonomy places the organism in Eukaryota, Metazoa, Chordata, Mammalia, Didelphimorphia, Didelphidae. Gene Ontology annotation, molecular function: protein homodimerization activity. The record is from RefSeq and is a predicted model, not a curated record. Gene Ontology annotation, biological process: cell-cell adhesion; skin morphogenesis.